Molecule: messenger RNA, 1469 nt
Organism: Morus notabilis
Lineage: Eukaryota; Viridiplantae; Streptophyta; Magnoliopsida; Rosales; Moraceae
Product: 3-oxo-Delta(4,5)-steroid 5-beta-reductase-like
Exons: 2
Coding region: 154-1326 (390 amino acids)
Source: RefSeq, a predicted model, not a curated record
UACUUUUUUGUUUUUUUUUUUUUUCACCUUUCAUAUUUUCUAGCUCUGCCUUAAGACCCUAGCUCAGAGCUUUGUAUCAGAAACCACAAUUCACUCAAGUCUCUGUUCUGUGUUCUGUACCACCGCUCACUUCUCCGUCGUCCCAACUCAAAAAUGAGCUGGUGGUGGGCUGGAGCCAUCGCGGCUGCCAAGAAGAAAUUAGAAGAAGAUGAACCAUCCGGAACCAUCCAGAGCGUGGGGCUGGUAGUCGGCGUGACCGGAAUCGUGGGGAACAGCCUCGCCGAAAUCCUGCCUCUCUCGGACACCCCCGGCGGUCCAUGGAAAGUGUACGGCGUGGCGCGUCGGCCCCAGCCGGCCUGGAACGCCGACCACCCAAUCGAGUACAUCCAGUGCGACAUCUCCGACCCAGACGACGCCCAGGCCAAGCUCUCCCCCUUAACCGACGUCACCCACGUGUUCUACGUCACGUGGACCAACCGCCAGUCGGAAUCCGAGAAUUGCGCUGCCAACGGCGCCAUGCUCCGGAACGUCCUCGGCGCGUUGAUGCCUAGCGCCCCCAACCUCCGCCACAUCUGCCUCCAGACGGGGGCCAAGCACUACAUGGGCCCUUUCGAGUCCAUGGGCCAGAUCCAGGCUCACGAACCGCCAUUCACCGAGGACAUGCCGAGGCUCAACGUCCCCAACUUCUACUAUACCCUCGAAGACAUUCUCUUCGAGGAGGUCGAGAAAAAGGAAGGCCUCACCUGGUCCGUCCACCGACCCAACCACAUAUUCGGUUUUUCUCCUCACAGCUUGAUGAACGUGAUCGGAGCUCUCUGUGUCUACGCCGCCAUAUGCAAGCACGAGGGAACUCCAUUGAAGUUCCCCGGAGUUAAAGGCACAUGGGAGGGCUACGCCGUGGCUUCCGACGCCGAUUUGAUAGCGGAGCAGCAUAUAUGGGCGGCGGUGGACCCGUACGCGAGAAACGAGGCGUUUAACAUCAACAAUGGCGAUCUGUUUAGGUGGAAGCAUCUGUGGAAGGUUUUGGCGGAGCAGUUUGGGAUUGAGGAGUAUGGGUUUGAUGGUGAGGGAGAGAGGUUGAAGUUGACGGAGAUUAUGAAGGAUAAAGGGGGUGUUUGGGAGGAGAUUGUGAGGGAAAAUCAGUUGCUGCCGACGAAGCUUGAGGAGGUGGCUGUGUGGUGGUUUGCGGAUUUCGUGUUGGGUUUGGAUCCUCUGAUAGAUAGUAUGAAUAAGAGCAAAGAACAUGGGUUCUUGGGGUUUAGGAACUCCAAGAAUUCCUUCAUCACUUGGAUUGAUAAGAUGAAGGGUUACAAGCUUGUGCCUUGAUGCACCUUUGUAUUACUAAUCUGGUGUUACAAGGUAUAUUUGCAUAUGUCUAUUAUGUUCCUUUUCUGUUCCUUUUGUAUGUUUCUUGUAAUUUGAAGAAAAAAUAAAGAAAUUUAGCAAUAAAAAGAACCUUUCAAUCCAAA